Messenger RNA from Rhopalosiphum padi (bird cherry-oat aphid), 1943 nucleotides. RefSeq names its product glycerate kinase. The transcript has 2 exons. NCBI's taxonomy places the organism in Eukaryota, Metazoa, Arthropoda, Insecta, Hemiptera, Aphididae. Gene Ontology annotation, biological process: protein phosphorylation. Gene Ontology annotation, molecular function: glycerate kinase activity. The record is from RefSeq and is a predicted model, not a curated record. The coding region runs from base 244 to 1743 and encodes 499 amino acids. Gene Ontology annotation, cellular component: cytoplasm.
GUUUAGUUCUACGCAAUAAUUACUAUUCCUCGCCAGUACAAUAUAUUAUUAAUUAUUAUCUAUCACGACGAGGUAAUAACAAUAUUGUAUGUAUCAUGUCCACAGUCCGCACAAACGGUCUCGUAGCGGGUGAAAACCAACACGCCCAUUCAAAGCGGCAAUAAUUUUCCGUCGACUCGGCGAGUGAAUUUCUUCGUCUACUUCUCGUACAUCGGCGUACGAAUAAUGAGACUGCAAUAGACAAUGUGCUCGGAACACGACCGUUUGGCGGACAUGAAGAAAUACGCGGUGAAGGUUUUCGAAGAAUGCGUCAGGUCGGUGUCGCCCAGGAACAUCGUCAGAAACGCGCUGAGAUUCGAUUCGAAAAAGCUUUACGUCGACUGUUCGGCGUACAGCGUGCCCGGCGACGUGUACGUGGUCGGAUUCGGCAAAGCGGUGCUGAACAUGGCCCUAGAAGUGGAGGACGUGCUGAACGGCCGUCUCGGGGAGGCCGUGGUCAGUGUUCCGUUCGGUACCCGAUGGCCCGCCAAGCCGGAGCACUCCAGAGUGUGCGCGAUGGAGGCGGCCAGGAACAACGUGCCCGAUCAGCAGUCCGUGGACAACACCGAUCGGAUCGCGCGCACCGUUUCGCGUCUGCGGAGUGGCGAUCUGCUGGUCGUGCUGAUAUCGGGCGGCGGUUCGGCGCUGUUGUGUUCGCCGACCGUGCCGCUCGGCGACAAGAUCCUCGCCACCAAGCUGCUGUCGUCGGCCGGCGCGUCCAUCGAACAGCUGAACGCCGUGCGGAAGGCGCUGUCCCGGGUCAAGGGCGGCAGACUGAUCGGCUCGGUCCGGCCGGAGUGUCCCGUGGUGUCGCUGAUCCUGUCCGACGUGGUGGGCGACCCGUUGACCGCCAUCGCCAGCGGACCGACCGUGCCCAACGGCGAUCCCGACCACCUGCCGAUGAACAUCGUCGACGGUUUCGGCCUGCGGGACCAGAUGCCCGGGACUGUGGUCGACGCGCUCCUGCGAAACACGUCGUUCACCGGCACCGCGGCGCAGUUCGACCGGGUCCACAAUCACGUGAUCGGCAACAACGCCAUCGCGCUCCGGGCGGGCGUCCAAUACGCCGGCCGAGACUUCGGGGCCGUACUGCUGACGACGUCCAUCCGCGGUGACGUGGCCGCGGUGUCCACGUUCUACUCGGACCUCGUGGCGUACGUGUGCGACGUGUACGCGGACGGCGCGGCGGACGCGAAACGCAAAGAACGGCUGAAGAUUUCGUCGACGUCCGUAGUCGGCGGCGGCGUUGACGUCGAACACCUGACCGGCAGCGUGGUCGAGGCGUCGUCCCGCGGCCGCGGCCUGUGCAUACUGAGCGGCGGCGAGCCCACGGUCGUGGUCCGGGGCAGCGGCCUGGGCGGCAGAAACCAAGAGCUGGCGCUGAGGGUGGCCAUGGACUUGGCCACGGCGAGACGUCGGCACGACAGCCUGUGCCGGUUCGACGUGCUGUUCUUCAGCGGCGGCACGGACGGCAUAGACGGUCCGACGGACGCGUGCGGGGCGUUCGGUUACCCGGCGCUGGUGAACGCGGCGCUGUCCCGGGGCCUGGACCCCUCGCGGUACGUCCACGACAACGACAGCUACGGGUUUUAUUCGGCACUCGACCUCGGCCGCGACGGCGGCGGUGUUGGCGAUCUGCUGAAAAUCGGGCACACCGGCACAAACGUGAUGGACGUACACGUUUUGAUCGUCAAGCCGAAGUAAAAUCGUGUACCACCGCGAAACACGAUAAUCAAUCGUGGUGGGUCCGCGUUUAUGGCAGUAGAAAAUUUCGUUUUUUGACGACGCAAAUGCCUAAAUAAUUAUUUAUAGUAAUAAUUCUUUUUUAAUGUUAGACGAUAAUUCACCAACGAUAAAAUAUUAAGAUGUGACAAUAAAACAAUGCUGGUUAUUCUUAAAAUGUA